CGCACUAGAUGCACAUAGGAGUGAGUAGGGYCUCUUCUCUUGCGCAAGAUGCGAGAUACUGUAUCACCUAUGUAGUAUUACCCUGCUGAGGCAGGUAGCAAAGUAGCUGUGCUCAGCAAACGGAUUGUAACAUUUGGACGUGGUCUUUUUUUCCUUAGUUGAGCGGCCUGAGCAGAAUGGUAUCGCUCGUGAAUUACGCGUGUCUUUUCUUGCCUGUUGCUCUCCAUCUGAUCGUCGGCCCCUGUCCCAGCUCUGCUGCCUCCACCAGGAGGUGUCACUCCAUCUAUAAGGGCUUCGCUCAGUGUCUGAUGGCUCUGGGGGACAGCCUGACUGAGAGUGCCCAGAAGAAUGAGGAUAGACAGGAGAUACACACCAUCUGCAAGUCCUGGGAUGAGUUUCAUGACUGUGCGAACGUGGCGAUGGCGGGCUGUCCUGAUGAGGCUGCUGCAGUCUGGGAGUCUCUGCGACAGGAGUCCAAGAAGAUGCAGUUUUCUGGUAACCUGUAUGACAUGUGCUCCAGUCGUAACCAACCAGCUGGCACUGCUGAUGCCCUGAGCCCARCCAACCAGGAAGAGAUUAACCAGGAGUCUCUAAAAGCACACACCCACCAUCUAGGUCCCUUCUCUUUCUGGUUGCUCUCCUUAUGUCUGUCCCUUCUGCUGAUGUUGGCCAAGAUAUAGGCACGAUCAGGGUGAAGGGGAGGGAGGAACUCAUUGAGGACAUGUAAAAAUAAAUAAAUAAAAGGAUAAUAAACUUGAAUAUUUUUUGUGUACUAAAAAUGAGUUGCAUAUAUUUCAAGCUGCAUGUUCAGAUUGGUGGCUCCUCAUCUGUAGUGUAUUCAUUUCAUACACACAUUAUCUCUCUAACUCUCUCUGAAAUACUCUCCUCCUUUUCAUCAAUUUAAGAGUUGGAUAGUAUGGUUCCAGGGGGAUGCUGUCUGGGAGAGCUGAGGGUAGAAUGUAAAUGAGCAAAUAAACCUCAAACAUCUAGAACCCAAGACAGAUUAUUCAAGCCUCACCAGGCAAGGCUUAACAGCAACAUCUCACACAUAAACCUGCAUCCUGAAGUUUCCUUCAGGUUGUUAUUCAAUCAGAGAGCACUGUGGGAUGUUUUGUAGCAUUAAAGGCUUAGCCAAUUUUUGUUAUUUCGUUUGGGACUCACUGAGGAUUACAGAGAGAAUUACUCAGAGUAAAACCUCUGGAACAAUAGAGCUUACCUGCAGACAAGCAUAAUGAAAUAUACCCAGCUCAUGGCAGUUUGAAUGUUAAGGACUGAAGGCUUGGAUCYCUGUGUAUUCACCCAGUCCGGGUCUAUUUAACACAGUGUUUAUGAACAGAUAAACCACUUAACUUACAUGAAAUCACUUCUUGUCUUGGUCAAGUCUAGGCUGACCUAGAAUUAUAUUUAGUAAUUUGUGUUGAAGAAAUAUGGACGAAGGUGUACAUAAUGGAAUUUAUUCAUAUGAAUAUUUAUGUACAUAUCAAAUGGCACAUCGAUAUAUAGUAUCAAGCCUUUUGAUGCUGCAGGAGCCUGUGCGUAAACGGAGACCAUGGUGAAAUAAGAACGUUAUAGAAAGAAGAAAAAAGGUUUUACUCAAAAGGACUUUCAUUUUAUUAAAGUAAACACCAUGAGGAUAACCCCUGCUUGACUCCCUGACAUGAAAUCUUAGCUGCGUUUAAAACCUAGUUUUAAUUGAAUGUAGGUCUGAGAUAAACUACCAUGUUGGAAAUGGAAUAUACCUUUUCAAUUUAUGUUUUCUAUUGGCUUUGCUCUCAACAGCUUUAUCGGUCAAUUUGUAUUUGCAGUGGAUUUGCAUUUUUAAUUGGAAAUUAAUCUUGUUUGCUAUUGCAGCAAGUUUGUGUGGAAUGGUCAGGGAGGCAGUAGUAAACUACAGUGAGAACUUGAAGGAAAUCAAUUUUUAUCUUCAUUGUAAAAUAAAGGACAUACAAUAUAUGAAGUAGAUUUAGUUGAUCAUUAAAUAAAUGUAAAUAUUCAAAGAAUAUUGUGUUGCUAUAACAACAGUUAGCGCUACAACAUUUUAGGUUACUGGAUAACACAUUUUAGACUGUUUGCAAACUGAGGACUUUAUUACUUAUCUGAAUUUCAAUAAAUUGUGUGUGUGUGUGUGUGUGUGUCUCUGUGUGUGUCUGUGUGUGUAUGUGUACGUGCUUGUGUGCAUUGUGCCAGUGUAAUAACACUUGGUGAAUGAAAGCAGUAGCUAUGCCUUUUAUGUCAAAAUACAGUAUGGAGACUCUCCCUUAUCUUGCUUUACAAUAAGCUUUUUCAUUCUUGUAUACAUCAGCUCAUAAGCAUCAUUAUUCUUCACAUAUAUAUAAUGUUACUGUACCUACAUUGUAUACUUCUGUACUAGCAGUUAUGCCGGGGCGYCAGGUAGCCUAGUGGUUAGAGUGUAGGGGCGGCAGGUAGCCUAGUGGUUAGAGUGUAGGGGCGGCAGG
This is a messenger RNA of Salvelinus sp. IW2-2015, 2456 nucleotides long. RefSeq names its product neuritin 1-like a (gene nrn1la). Gene Ontology annotation, cellular component: plasma membrane. NCBI's taxonomy places the organism in Eukaryota, Metazoa, Chordata, Actinopteri, Salmoniformes, Salmonidae. The record is from RefSeq and is a predicted model, not a curated record. Gene Ontology annotation, biological process: neuron projection extension; nervous system development.